Sclerotinia sclerotiorum 1980 UF-70 is the source of this 828-nucleotide messenger RNA. RefSeq lists its product with no specific name. The transcript is spliced from 3 exons. Lineage: Eukaryota; Fungi; Ascomycota; Leotiomycetes; Helotiales; Sclerotiniaceae. Gene Ontology annotation, molecular function: nucleic acid binding. Bases 1 to 828 code for a protein of 275 amino acids. The record is from RefSeq and is a predicted model, not a curated record.
AUGUCCCUUCUGGAUUUCCAACCAGAGCUUGACAUGGCAUUUUUCUCGCUGCCGUCUGAAGAAGUUAACGAUGGUACAUCACCGGAAACGUCGAAGGAUAUGGAACACCCAGUUGACGAACAGAUGUCUAGAAUGAUGACACUUGAAUCAAACAGUCCUCGUUAUUGGAAAUUUGAGGAAGCAAUUUACACGUCUGUCUCUGCCACGAGGCGCAUGUAUGACGUUAAUAUUACUACCACCGGAAGAUUCACGAUCCCAAAUUAUGCAACAAGUACGAUCAGCAAAGCCCUCCUCGACAUAUUCUUGCGCUUGAAGUGUCUUGUGUUUUCAAGAGCAUUUGGUGCCGUCCAAAGUGAGGUGAAGCUUGGUGUUUUUUCUGUGUUGCUAUUUCGUCAUCCAGACCUCAUGAAUGACAAGCAGAGAUACCUCUUCGACACUGGGGAAAGACCGGUAAAGAUCAAGGCAGACGUGCUCACUGUUAAAAUUUGGCUUCCCGACUUUGCUGGACGAACUUCGGUGGUCCCCAGAGGAUCCGAAGAACACAAUGACUCUGAGAUGUGUUUGAAAGUAGAAGGUGUUCACCCUGUUGUCACUAAGGAAGAUAUCACAUCGCUGUUUGAGAUGUUUGGUAAACUUAAAUAUGUGCAUUUGGUCGACCAUAGAAGUAAGAAGCCGGGCUUCCUACAUGCACCAUGGUCCCAAAAAUGCGUCUUACAAUUUGAUGAUCCACAAACUGCGCAUACGAGGGGCUGCCUUGCUUUAAACAUGCUACAGAACUUUGAAUUGGCAACGAGAAGAAUCGUCAUCAGAUGGAUAAAUGGACCUUGA